This is a messenger RNA of Lethenteron reissneri (Far Eastern brook lamprey), 4913 nucleotides long. RefSeq names its product BOS complex subunit NOMO1-like. Gene Ontology annotation, cellular component: endoplasmic reticulum membrane. Gene Ontology annotation, molecular function: carbohydrate binding. NCBI's taxonomy places the organism in Eukaryota, Metazoa, Chordata, Hyperoartia, Petromyzontiformes, Petromyzontidae. The record is from RefSeq and is a predicted model, not a curated record.
AAUCGAUUCUCCCGCACCGUGACCCCGCGAUGCGUGCAGACAUGGGCGACGCUGCCGCCGGUCGCUGGCGUUCGACGCCCGCCACGCGCUCCCCUCUCGCCUCCCCUCUCCCCUCCACUCUCCCCUCCACUCUCCCCUCCACUCUCUCCUUCAGGUUAUCCCCUCUUCUGCUCCUCCUCGGCCUGAGCGCUGUCGCCGCCACCGCCGCCGCGGAGGACGUUCUGGGAUGCGGGGGGUUCGUGAAGUCCGACAUCGACAUCAACUUCUCCCUCAUUGAGAUCAAGCUGUACACGAAGCAGGGAAACCUCAAAUACCAGACGGACUGCGCCCCCAACAACGGGUACUUCAUGAUCCCCCUCUACGACAAGGGCGAUUUCACCCUGAAGAUUGAGCCUCCUCUUGGCUGGAGUUUCGAGCCGAGCAGUGUGGAGCUGCACGUGGAUGGGGCGACCGACCCGUGCUCCACCGGCGACGACAUCGACUUCCUCUUCACAGGCUUCAGCGUUGCGGGCCGCGUGCUGAGCCGGAACAUGGAGUCGGGGCCAGCCGGCGUUCUGGUUGAGCUGACGGCGGGCGGGGACGCCCUGCAGAGCGUGCGCACGCAGCCCGGCGGCCGGUACAGCUUUGGGAGAGUCCACCCGGGCGAGUACGAGAUCAAGGCCUCCCACGCGACCUGGACGCUCCACCCCGCCUCCGUGGCGGUGACGGUGGGGGUGGCUAACGGCAAUGCGGGGGAGGGGCUGGUCGUGGCCGGCUACCAAGUGACGGGGAGCGUGCGAAGCGAGGACGAGCCCGUGCAGGGCGUGCAGCUGCUGCUCUUCUCCAGCGUCGCCCAGCAGGAUGUGGCUGGGUGCAGCUUUGGACCUGUCAAGGGCUUCUCGGCCGCUUCGACUCUGCCAGCGUUCGUGUGCAGCACCACCUCCACCCACGCCGGCACCUUCAUGUUUCCGUCGCUCCCGUGCGGCUCCUACUCGCUGGUGCCGUUCUACCAAGGCGAGCGCAUCACGUUCGACGUCGCGCCCGCGCGCCUCGAUUUCACGGUGGAGCACGACAGCCUGAGCCUCGAGACUGUGUUCCGCGUGAUGGGGUUUUCGGUGACGGGCCGAGUGCUGGAAGCGGUCGGGGGAAACGGCAUUCCAGGCGCCGUUGUGUCCCUCAACAACAUACAAGUGGUCACUCGGGAGGACGGCUCGUUCCGGCUGGAGAACAUGACGACGGGAUCCUACACCAUCGCCACCAGCAAGGAGCACUACAGCUUCCCGCCCGUGUCGAGCAAGAUUGCGCCCAGCACACCCACGCUGCCCGACAUCGUCGCCUCUAGUUUCAGUGUGUGCGGCACCGUGAGCGUGGAUCGGCUGCCCGAGGGGGGGCGCGGGGGAGGGAGGCGAAGGGUGACGCUGACGCCCGUUGGAGGGGCCGCCGCCACCGAAGUCUCCGAAACAGACGCCCUCGGGGCCUUCUGCUUCCUGGCCGCCUCGGGCACGUACGGCCUCCAGGUGGAUGUGAGCGAAGCUGAGAGCAAGGCGGGGCUGGCGCUGCAGCCCGCGCUGCAGACCGUCACGGUGACACGGGCUCCCGUGCUGGGCCUCUCGUUCACUCAGCUCUUGCUGUCGCUGUCAGGCACCGUCUCCUGCCUGGCUGGCUGCGGGGAGCUGGCGCUGACGCUGCAGCAUGCGGCACCGCAGGGCGAGAAGCACUCACUGUCCCUCUCCGACUCCGGCCCUGUUGCCGACUUCUCCUUCGACCGCCUCUUGCUCGGCCGCUACAAGGUGUCGGUGGGCCAGGAGGAGUGGUGCUGGAAGAAUCGCUCGCUGGAGGUGGAGCUGUUGGAGAGCGGUGGUGGUGGCCACGUGGAGUUCCGCCAGACGGGCUUCAUGCUGCGCUGCAGCCUCUCCCACUCCAUCGCCCUGGAGUUUUACCAGGACGAGAAGGGCCCGGAGAACGUCGGCGUCUACAACCUGACCAAGGGCAUGAACCGCUUCUGCCUUUCCUUGCCGGGCAUGUACAAGCUGACGCCGCGUUCCUGCCACCGCUUUCAGCAGGACGUGUACACUUACGACACCGCCCACCCCAGCGUGCUCGCCAUGACAGCCACUCACCACCUGGUGCAGGGAGCCAUCGUCACCGACAAGAUGGCCGCCGACAUCACGCUCACCGUGCAGUCAUCGCUGGAGGAGACCCAGGUCCUGGGCCCUCUGAGACUGGAGGGGGAGGAGGAGGAGGCGGCGGCGGAGGCAGAAGAGGAGGGAGAGGCGGGGGAGCGCGAGCGGGAGUCUGUGGCGCCAUCGCCGCCAGCGCAAGCGCCCUUCACCUACCCCUACUCCUUCUGGGCUCGCGCGGGGGAGAAGGUGCGAGUGGAGGCUGCCUCACGUGAGCUGCUCUUCUACCCGGCAAGCACUGAGGCCGUCGUGCAAGGAGAGAGCUGCCCCGAGCGGCUGGCUGCCGUGUCUGGUGAGGCCGGGGUGUUUGUGGCGGGCCGCGUGGAACCGGCCUUGCCCGGCGUCGCCAUCGACGUACGGGAAUCCGGGGCCGCCGACAGCCUCGUCACGGUGCUCACCGACGAGCACGGCUCCUACCGAGUGGGCCCUCUGCAGGGCCACCGCGACUACGCCGUGUCGGCCGCCAAGGAGGGUUUCGUGCUGCGCCCCGUGGACGGUCGCCACGGCCAUUUCCAGGCCUUCGCCCUCGCCUCCAUCACGCUCACGAUCACGUCGGAGGAUGGGCAGCCCCUGCCCGGUGUGCUGCUGUCGCUGAGCGGAGGGCAGUUCCGUUCCAACCGCCUCACACAGGACAACGGCUCCUACAAGUUCACCAACCUGACUCCGGGCCAGUUCUUCUUCAAGCCCAUGAUGAAGGAGUUCCGCUUUGAGCCACCGUCCCAGGUGGUGGAUGUGCAGGAAGGACACGCGGUGCACAUCGAUGUCAGCGCCUUCCGCGUCGCGUACAGCUGCUUUGGCUGGGUGUGGUCGCUGAGUGGGGAGGCGGAGGCAGGGGUGGGGGUGGAGGCCGUGGGACAGGGCGCGUGCGGCACGAGCGUGGAGGAGAGCGCCACAGACGAGGAGGGCCGCUUCCGUCUCCGUGGCCUCACCCCAUCGUGCACGUACCACGUGCGCGUGAAGCGGGAAGGAAACGACCACGUCGAGAGGGCCAUUCCGCACUACCGCGCCGUGCAGGUGGACACGCGUGACAUCCACGACGUGAACAUCGUCGCAUUCCGCCACAUGAACCAGUUUGACCUGAGUGGCAACAUCAUCACUCCCAGCCAGGAACUCCUGGCCACGCUCAAGGUGGUGCUGUAUCGUGGAGAGAACCUGGACACGCCCUUCCAGACGCUCUCUCUGACCCAGUCGUCAUUCUUCCACUUCCCUCCUCUGCAGAGGGACGGAGAGAGCUACACGAUGGCGCUCGAGUCCUCGCUGCCCCGGGCGCUCUACGAGUUCUCGCUCCCCGAGGUCUCCUUCAGCACUGCGGGCUUCCACAAGCACGUGACGCUCUCCUUCUCCCCGCGGAGGAAAGCGAUGGAGCAGGAGGCGUCGCAAGGCUCGUACCUGGCCCUGCCGCUCACGCUGCUGCUUCUCAUCGCCAUCUACAACCACGACAAGGCGCUGCCCAUGCUCUGGCAGCUGGGAAGCCGUGUGCAGGCCGUGCAGGCCAUGGGGCCUCCGUUCGGAGCCGCCCCGCCUGUGGAGGACGCCAAGAAGCUGCUGAAGAAGCCCAAGAGCCGGAGGACGUGACCCAUCACCCAUGGCGCGUUCCACCGUCUCCCCUUCCGAGUGCAUCACACCAUGAAUCCAUCACCACUAGGAUGUAAAAGGAAAAAACUGCCUGCAUGGAGUAAACCAUAAAAUCUAACAAUGUGUUUAGAAGACAAAUUAAUAUAUAUAAAAUAAAAUAAAAACCACAAUUUUAAUAUUAACGUUACGUGAAUUGUGCGAUAUUGACGCUACUGCUGGCGGAAGGGCCUCCACUGGAGGGAACUUGGUAGUGGCAUUUGGUCUACUCUUUCACACUUUACCCCCCCCCCCCCCUAUAUACGUCACCUGCCGAGCAUGUUUACCGCUUGGUGUUCAGAGGGUGGAUUUAAGAAACUCGCCCUCAUUGUUUCAACUGCCGUGGCGGGAGAUGGAGUCGAACCGGCGACCUGUUUGGACUCAGUGGGAGGUCCGAGUCGCGAGCGGCACUGCUUCUAGCUUUGCAGGAACAACCACGUGAUGCCCAUGUGAAGAAAUGCACGUGGAGGGAGUCUCAGGGAUAUUUAAUUGAGGCCUGACGAGUGAGAGGCCUGGCGAGAGGCUGACGCGGGGCCCUCCGGCCGUAUUCUUAGUCCUGGCUCUGCUCUUGAGCCAGGUGUUUAAACUGUUGGCGGCUCCGAGUGUGGUCCCACAUCCACGCUCAGGAUUUCAAUGAGCCUGAGCAAAGCCACGGCUGAGCCACUUUUCACGUCUUUGGAAGCAGUGGAGCAGCUCGAGCCCAAGCUACGACUGAGAAUACGGCCUUGGUGUGCGAGUGAGGUGUGCCUGGUGACCAAACCCUGAUGCAAAGUAACCCUGGAAAUGGAUCCAUUCUAAAGUUUCACCUCACUGGUGUCCAGUGCAUUACCACGUGCAGAAAUGUGAAUUGCGUAUUUGUAAUCGUAGCAAGCUGAUCUGCAGCCCUCUCGCCUUUUAUUCGAGGUGCGGGAGACAUUGCCAGGUAUUUCCAUGUUUAGACCAACACGGUUCAAUCCACUUCACGUGCAGUCCCUUUGAGCUUGGGUUUUCAGUAACUGAUGUUUUGUAAAUUAAUUGUUCUUGCUUUCCAUAUCACAUUGUAAAGAUCGUAUGUACAGCUGUUUACACCUCCCAUGGUACAAUUAAAAUGCAUUUGCAGUGGUGUGCAUGCACAAACCAAAACACUUGCCACCUUUGUCUGGA